AUGCGUGAAACUACUAAUAUCUGUGUACAUGGCAAGUGGAAUGGGGAGAACGAAACAUGCACAUGUGAAGCCGGAUGGAUCAGCGACACGCAGCAAGAUGCUCUCGCCCCGUUUUUUAUAUGGUGCAAUUUUACUGACCCGUUUGUCCGAUAUCCCCCUGAAAGGGGUCUGUCAGGCAAAGCUAUUAGCUCUUUGGGUUCCAGGCUUCCUGUUUGGUCUCUUGCUGUUCUUGUACUUAUUCCUAUAGUUGUCAUCAUCAUUGCUUGUUUUUGCUGCUGUUGCCGUCGCUGUUUUAAACCGAGCGCUGCUGCCCAGCCAACUCUGCAACAGCAGCAGGGAAUGGUAAACAUGCCUGUGCAAUCCCCUCAGCUAACAUUUGGUUCCGUUUUGGACGCCCCUAUGUACGUAAUGCCCGCGCCAAUGUACCCCGACGCCACGCGCCAUUUGCCGGUGGUUUCGCCGCAUCACUAUACCUUCGCUGGACUUGGGCCGGCGUACUUUUAUGAGGAUCCAUAUGCCGUACAGUUUAAACAGCCGACGGAGUCGCAGCAUGCGACUGGCAACUGGCAGCCCCUCAUGGGCCAACAAGAGCUGGUGCCUGAGAAAGCGGACAGUGACGGUGCCAGUGGGGUGGAUCGAAGUUCUUUUGCCUCGAUGAGCUUUCCUCUUGCCGCGGAAAGACCAUUACAGGGUUCCUCCGUGCUCUCAGUAAGGAAUGAAUAA
This is a messenger RNA of Trypanosoma rangeli, 723 nucleotides long. Its product is annotated as adenylate kinase. The coding region runs from base 1 to 723 and encodes 240 amino acids. The record is from RefSeq and is a predicted model, not a curated record. NCBI's taxonomy places the organism in Eukaryota, Euglenozoa, Kinetoplastea, Trypanosomatida, Trypanosomatidae. The transcript has a single exon.